ACGACAAGACAAUCCGAUCCUAACAAUGCGUAUACAUACUGAUUACUUAACCCACACAUUAACACUAGCAUCCCAAGCCAAAGUAACGCGGUUGUGUAUUUGAGCUUCGCAAGCCUAUACUUAAUACUCUACGGUUCUACUUCUACGUAAGCAACAGAGAAAGACCUAAAAACAAAAACACUUUUUUUUUUUGGUAAAGUGCACAGGUGUCCAAAACGCCGAAUCUGAUAGAAGGUCCGUGAAACGACGUGUGGUAACACGUUUUGCAUAGGGGAUUUAUUUUCUCAUGUUGUAAAGUGGGUGGGGGCAAGAAAGUGGAAUUGCAUGGGCGUGGAUCCGACGUGGAGACCCCAUCCAACGUCAAAAGAAGAAGGGGUUGAAGCAGCAACAAAUAUUUAAUAAAUCGUAAACAGACAAUGGCGUUUGUUGUUUUGACAAGAAAGGGAAGAGGCCUAAGGAGGAACAUGUUAACCAAUCUAUGCUAUUCCUCUCCUUCAUCUCUUCCUAUAAAUACCAAACCCCUAUUUCUUACCCCACCCUCACACACUUUCCAUUCAACAACAAUAUUAUCCAAUAGGAACCACCUCUCAAUUUCUGACAUUUUUCGAAUCGAGCGUUUCCGCCGCUCUCAUUCAAGAGAAGGAGCGUAGAGGCAGAAGAAAUGACGAUAAAACCUGCGGUUCGGGUUUCGGAGGGGAAACUUGUGGUGAAGGAUCGGACGAUUCUGACAGGGAUACCGGAGAACGUGGUGGAGACGUCGGCGACAGCUAGUGGGCCGGUGGAGGGAGUGUUUCUGGGAGCGGCGCUGGAGAAGGAAGAUAGCAGACACGUGGUUUCCUUGGGAACUUUAAGAGAGGUGCGAUUCAUGGCGUGCUUCCGAUUCAAGCUGUGGUGGAUGGCCCAGAAGAUGGGAGAUAGAGGUAGGGACAUUCCUUUGGAAACGCAAUUCUUAUUGGUUGAAACCAAAGAUGGGUCCCACCUUGACACUUCCAACAACCAGAUCGUGUAUACCGUUUUUCUCCCUCUCGUCGAAGGCUCCUUCAGAGCCUGCCUUCAGGGGAACACCGACGAUCACCUUCAGCUCUGCCUCGAGAGCGGCGACGCUGACACCAAAGCCUCCUCGUUCACUCACUCACUCUUCAUCAGCGCCGGCACCGAUCCCUUCGCCACCAUCCACCACGCCUUCCUCGCCGUCAGGAAUCACCUCAACACCUUCCGGUUGCGCCACGAGAAGAAACUUCCCGGCAUCGUGGAUUUCUUCGGGUGGUGCACGUGGGACGCGUUCUACCAGGAGGUCACUCAGGAAGGAGUGGAGGCCGGAAUCAACUCCCUCGCCGGCGGCAGAACGCCGCCCAAAUUCGUCAUCAUCGACGACGGUUGGCAGUCCGUGGGCAAAGACGACAAAGAAAACUCAGAUUCAAACUCAAACUCGAAUUCGUUGAUGAGGCUGACGGGGAUAAAAGAGAACGCGAAAUUUCAAAGCAAGGAGGAACCACAAUUGGGGAUAAAGAGCGUGGUGGACACGGCGAAGCAGAAGCACGGGGUCAAGUACGUGUACGUGUGGCACGCCAUCACAGGUUACUGGGGCGGAGUUCGACCCGGUGUGAAGGAAAUGGAGGAAUACGGUUCGGUUAUGAAGUACCCAAGUGUAUCGAGGGGAGUGGUGGAGAACGAGCCCACGUGGAAAAGCGAUGCCAUGGCGGUUGAGGGCUUGGGCCUCGUGAAUCCCAAAAAGGUAUUCACCUUCUACGACCAGUUGCACAGUUAUUUGGCGUCGGCGGGCGUAGACGGCGUUAAGGUGGACGUGCAGUGCAUAUUGGAGACUCUUGGGGCGGGCCUAGGUGGGAGGGUGGAACUCACGCGACAGUACCAUCACGCCCUCGACGCCUCCAUUUCUAGAAACUUCCCCGACAACGGCUGCAUCGCCUGCAUGAGCCACAAUACGGAUGCGCUCUACUGUUCCAAGCAAACGGCCGUCGUUAGGGCUUCUGAUGACUUUUACCCGCGCGAUCCCGUGUCUCACACCAUCCACAUUGCCUCUGUGGCGUACAAUAGCAUCUUCCUUGGGGAGAUCAUGCUUCCGGAUUGGGACAUGUUCCACUCGCUUCACCCCGCCGCGGAGUACCACGCUUCUGCUAGGGCCAUCAGCGGUGGGCCCCUCUACGUCAGCGACGCUCCCGGGAAGCACGACUUUCAAGUACUCAAGAAGAUGGUGUUACCGGAUGGGUCCGUGCUGCGGGCCCGUUUGCCUGGGAGGCCCACCAAGGACUGCUUGUUCACGGACCCGGCCCGCGACGGUGUGAGCCUACUGAAGAUAUGGAAUAUGAACAGGUACGGUGGAGUCCUGGGAGUGUAUAACUGCCAGGGUGCCGCGUGGAGCGCCACCGAGAGGAAGAACGCGUUUCACCAAACGGAUUCGGCUCCCAUCACGGGGUACGUGAGGGGCCAAGAUGUCCACCUCAUCUCGGAGGCCGUCGUGGAUGACGGCGGUUGGAACGGUGACUGCGCCCUCUACGGCCACCACUCCGCCCAGUUGGUGGUUCUUCCCCACAAUGCGGCUCUGCCCGUGUCCCUCAAGGUGCUGGAGCACGAGGUUUUCGCGGUUGCGCCCGUCAGGGUUCUGGCUCCUGGAUACGGGUUUGCUCCUCUCGGGCUUGUGAACAUGUUCAAUGCCGGUGGGGCCAUGGAGGGGUUGGUGUACGAGGUGAACGAAAAGGAUGAUGAGUUGGUUGGCGUGGUUCGUUUGGAGAUGAAAGGGUGCGGCAGGUUUGGGGCUUAUUCAUCGGCCCGGCCCACCAGGUGCAUGCUCGGAACUGACGCUGUAGAUUUUGAGUAUGACGCUGAUUCCGGGCUGCUGAGUUUCCUCAUAGAUCAUUUGCCCCGAGAGGGAGACAAGGUUCACACGAUUGAGAUUGAGCUACGGCGAUGAGUUAGUUAGUUAGUUAUUUUUAUUUUUUUAAAAAGCAGCUCAUAUAAUUUAUGACAGAGAGGAAGGGGAAAUUGGCAUUCCUUGGAUGCUGGGCUGGACUUGGUAUACAGUGAGAACAGGAGAUCUAGUUUUCAACAGUUGCCCUCUUUGAUUAUUGUCCCACUUUAAUGUUUACGAGACAUUUUUCAAAUGCUUAACAUGUGCCAAAAACAAUUUAUUUCCUUGUUUUUCUUAUAAAUUUAACAAAUAUUUCCCUCGUAAAAGGUCAUGAAGCCAAAAACUACUCAUGAUAAUAAGUUAAAAUAUAAUUAAAAUAUCACAAUUGUUUGAAACAUUAGCAAACGAAAAGGAGAUUAUGGAUUAAAAUGGAAUAUAAUACGUUCUAUCAUGUUAUUUUCCAUUUUAUCGUAUUUCAACAAUCCAAAUAGUAAUGACAACUGAAAAGAAGUUCGCCUCUGAUAUUCUCAUGUAUACAUACACAAACAGGGCUAAUAAUAAUGAAUUCCCCCAUACAUAACAAGUAACCAGAUUCCAGAUGUUCGUCUUCAGUCUUGGUUAGAGACUCCAUCAUCCUGAUGCUGCUCUAGAAGUAAACGCUCCAGCUCCUGUUCAUAUCCUUCAUCCUCCCCCAAUCCUGUUUGUCUAUAAAAUGUUUGUUUCUGGACAACCCAGUCAUCAGCAAUCUUCUCCACGACGUCUCCUAUCAGUUCCUUAUCUUGUGAUAUGUGCUUUAUGUUUUGGACGUCUACAAUUUUGCUUGCCUCUUUAAGGAGAAAACAAGACGAAUAGAAUUAGAUAAUGACAGCACCAAGAGUUAGGCAAAUUGCCACAGCCAGACAAAAAAACAUCCCAAACAGCCCCCCAAAAAUUAUUCAAGAUUCAAAAAGUGGACAAAAUAUUGUCAUUCUUUUUUUUUAAUGAAACAAUACAAUCUAUCGUCAUAGUGGCGGUGGCGGCCUUUCAGGACGAC
Messenger RNA from Abrus precatorius (Indian licorice), 3899 nucleotides. RefSeq names its product probable galactinol--sucrose galactosyltransferase 6. The coding region runs from base 662 to 2929 and encodes 755 amino acids. The transcript has 3 exons. Lineage: Eukaryota; Viridiplantae; Streptophyta; Magnoliopsida; Fabales; Fabaceae. The record is from RefSeq and is a predicted model, not a curated record.